Messenger RNA from Agrilus planipennis (emerald ash borer), 2123 nucleotides. RefSeq names its product serine/threonine-protein kinase ICK. Gene Ontology annotation, cellular component: cilium; cytoplasm; nucleus. Gene Ontology annotation, molecular function: ATP binding; protein serine/threonine kinase activity. Lineage: Eukaryota; Metazoa; Arthropoda; Insecta; Coleoptera; Buprestidae. Gene Ontology annotation, biological process: cilium assembly; intracellular signal transduction; intraciliary transport. The transcript has 9 exons. Bases 261 to 2051 code for a protein of 596 amino acids. The record is from RefSeq and is a predicted model, not a curated record.
UGUAGCAUUCGUUUAUUUAGUUCGUCAUGGUCAAAUAAAAACAACGGAACUCGGUGACAGUUGCACUUUUAUUUUUAAUAGACGAGUUAGGUACAAAUUACCAGUUGACAGUGAUAUUUCCAUAUUUUGGCAAACGCUCUUGUCAACACUUGAAUAGUUUUGCGUACAAUUGUUUGUGCAAGAAAAUGGGCUAGACUUGAGACUGUCUUCAUGAUUCAUUGUAAUAUGUACGUAUAGUACGUACCUAGCCUAAUAUUAGAAUGAAUCGAUAUAUAACUUUACAUCAACUUGGUGAUGGAACUUACGGGUCCGUCGUUCUUGGCCAAAGAAAGGACACCGGUGAAAAGGUUGCCAUUAAAAGGAUGAAAAGGAAGUACUACUCCUGGGAGGAGGCCAUGAGCUUAAGGGAAGUUAAGUCAUUAAAGAAAUUACACCAUACGAAUGUAGUAAAAUUAAAAGAAGUCAUUAGAGAGAACGAUGUCCUAUAUUUUGUUUUCGAAUACAUGCAAGAAAAUUUGUAUCAGUUGAUCAAGGAUCGCAGAGUGCCAUUUCCCGAAGCGAUAGUUAGAAAUAUUUUAUAUCAGAGUUGUUUGCAGAUUCUACAAGGACUAGCUUUUAUUCAUCGUCACGGAUUUUUUCAUAGAGACUUAAAACCUGAAAAUUUGUUAUGCUCAGGACCGGAAUUAGUAAAGAUUGCCGAUUUCGGGUUGGUUAGAGAAAUACGAUCAAGACCGCCUUACACAGAUUAUGUCUCGACGCGUUGGUACAGAGCCCCUGAAGUUCUCCUACAUUCUACACAAUACAGCAGUCCCAUAGAUUUAUGGGCAGUUGGAUGUAUUGCCGCAGAAAUUUAUACGUUCAGACCUCUAUUUCCGGGGACAACAGAAACUGAUCAACUGUAUAAAAUUUGUUCAAUUUUAGGAACUCCUGACAAGAAAAGAUGGCCCGAAGGCUAUCAUCUUGCUGGAGCAUUGGGUUACAAAUUCCCACAUUUUUCGUCUACUCCAUUGAACGAAGUUGUUCCUCAAGCUAGUCAACUUGGAGUAGGUUUAAUGGAAAUUCUAUUAGAGUGGAAUCCCUCCUACAGACCUACAGCCCUUUCCGCUUUGAAACAUACGUAUUUUCAAGUAAGUCAACGCUAUGGAAGCAGUUUUGUUAGACCUGCAGUUCAACAGGUCAAUUAUAACGUUACAGUAGACCCCCAACAACAAAACGUCAUUGUGGAAGGUCAGAAUGCAUCACAACAAAACGAUUUUCAACAAGCUAACAUGCCAUUUUUAAAAAUAAAUGCUAAUCAAAACGCCCAAAUAAAAUUAGACGGCGGCCAAUCCGAUAUUCAACAGCCGCAAUCUCAAAACGACUGGUUUGGACACCAGUUUCGACCUUUGUUACAACCAACAGUAAUGUCCGGACAACAAGGAUCGAUAGCAACGACAUCAAUACAACCCCCCGCAGAAGAACUAAAUUCCAACAUAAAAUCGAUACGAAGAUCAGCGAGAAAUCAACCGAUUCAGCCGGUGGCCCCUAUCGUUUACAGUUUUCGGCAAGUUGAUUUUUCAAGUAAAACAAAACCAAAUAACAACAACAAGUACGUUCAAGCUAAAACUUUGCCUUGGAACUUUGGAGACGGCUUGGAUUUUGAAGAUGACGAAUUUACUGAAUUGUUAGGAAGUAAAAUAAAAGUCGCAGAAAAGGGAAAAGAAAAAGAAAACUCGACAAAACCAAACAGGAUAAACCUCCAAGAUAUUUUAGGCCCUAUCGAUAAAACUAACAUUAAUUCGGCAAAAAAUCGAUAUCUAAGCGUUUCCCGUUACAUAGCUGGUCAACCCGUCAUACGAAGGGAUUCAACAGUGAGUCUGUUGAAUUCUGGUACUCAAAAAUCAGAAAUGUUUCACGGAAAAACUGUUGACAGUUCUACUACACCACCAUCAUGGAGCGAAAAAAAGGAAAGUUUUAGUGUUCCAUUAGCAUCAAAAAGAAUUUUAGGCGAAUUUAAUCCAAGCAACAAUGUUCACGGAAGAACGGACUGGGUUGCAAAAUACCUAAAAUAAAGUCAAUCUUCAUCUGUGAUACUAUCAUUUUACAUCAUACCUACUUAUUGUAAUUUUAGUUUUCGCUUAUAU